UUUUUUUUUGAAAAUAACAAGCACGAGUCUUUUCUAUUAUUUUGACAUGGUUUAUGUUCCGAUCAUGUCGAUCUUGAAAUACUGUACUGGAACAACUAGUAACUGGAUGUCCGGGAUAUGAAUAUUGGCUUGCUGUUUAUGAUUACAUGUAUACACGUCUAUACAGGUUGUUGAUUUCCGUGGUAGUAAGCGCCUUUCUCAUUCCUCGUUAGUGUCCAAUAAUUCAUAAUCAUCAUUAAUUUUAUCGACAAGAACCGAGCUACAGUACUCAAUGGUCUACUUUUAGUGGCUGUUUGAGAUUGAUCAUGGAUCAAACGUGGCAGCAGUGCCUCGCUGAGCAUCCUCUUCUACUGCCCUCUGCCUUCAGAAGUAGCGGACCUACAUGCAUUACACAGCACGAGGGAGAUUUGUUCGUAUGGCGCAACGAGGAGAAGGAUCUCUGCUUUGUCAAUGUAAAGCGAAUUCAGGCCCACCUUCAAGGUGGUAGCGGGAAAGAUGAUGGUGCACUUCGAGACUACCAGAUUUUACUGUGCAGUCAAACACCACAAUUUCAGGUGAAGUCUCUCAAGUUCAGUCCGUCUGGCCACUUCCUAGCAUUGCUGGGUGAGAAGCAGGUGAUGGUGUUGCAGUUACCUGGUACGCGUGCUCAUCUAGGGAGAUUUGGAGAUGGCAAGCAGAAAGUGUCUUGUCGGUCGUUCCUAAUUGCUGAGCGGCUACUGUCAGCCAGCAGUCAUGUUGACCUCCUUCAAUUCCGCUGGCACCCGGCUAGUGUAUCCGAAAGCCAUAUUUUGAUUCUGACGUCUGACAACAUCAUUCGGCUAUUCUCCUUUGCCAAGCCGCAAAAAUCUCUACAGACGUAUGCUGUUGCACCGUAUGGUAGCAGUUUCCAGGACAGCUCCAAGUCAAACCUGUAUGACACAACCCGUGCCAUCUCCAUGGCCAAUACGGAGAGCGUUGUCGACUUUGACGUGCUACCCGAUAGGUGCAUGCGUAUGCCGUGUCCUGCACCGCGUGCAACUUCUCACGGUGUUGCUGGCGACGAACAGCAGCAGCAGUGCUGUGGUGUGUUUGCUCUGAUGGACAGCGGAGAUGUGUACAUGUUCCAGUGUGUUCUUCCCAGCUCUACCGGUGUUUUAUGUCAGAAUGAGCGGCCCGCCGUGCUUGGUCCACUGAGAAUGGUGCCACCAGCCGAGGAUAACUAUGGUGUAGACUCCUGCUCAGUGUGCUGCCUAGACUCGCACCCACCCGGCCUUGUGGUGGCUACCGCGGCAGGCAGAAUCUACCAUUGCGUUGUUAUGCCCGGACAAGAUGCUGCCGAUGACAGUGCCGAUGAUUCUGUUCAGGGUUCUUGGGCACGUUCGGCUGCACAGGAUGAUGAGCCAGUUCUGUGUGUGUUUGAUGGCGUUGCACUGGCGUUAGCAGAUGAUUCUGUACAGGAUGAGCGGGAGUCUUCAGUGUCCAGUGCUGGUGCGGCCACAUCACAAGUAGCACUGCAUCAUGUGUCAGAUGCGACUGACCGCUACUUGUGCACGCACAGCUCUGGUGUCCACUGUGUAUCACUGCCCUGGCUACGGCGACUUGAUCGAUUCUGCGUGGAGGAGGAGGGUGCGGCAGCAGACAGUAGUGUGGAUGAGUUGAAUAUAAAGGAAGCGUGUCACAUUGAAUCCUUGAUCAGCAGUAGGCCAUUCAAAGACAGUGCCACAUGUCACCUGGCCAGCUUCUGUGCAGUAAACCAUGCGUACCUUGGACACACUCUUGUAUGCCUCAUGGACGAUGGUGUAUGCUCCACAGUUGAUAUGAGAGGUCCUACUACUGUAGCAUUGGCCACGUCGGACGAGUUGACAGAAACCACUGGCCGGGCCAUUCACAGUGGAUCUGCGCAGUCAUCUAUGCCUUCAAGUCCAUUUGUGGAGGAGAUUAGGCAGAUAUUGGCGGAGAGGAGCACAUUGCCUGUUCUGAGGCUGCCAUCGUCUAGCUCCGCUCAGCUGUCUGAUAAGACCUGCAGUGAACUUCUGGACAAAACAAUGGAUGCGUUUAGUGCCCAGAUACCAGUGAUGCGAAAGGUAGCGGCUGCCAUUGCAAAACGGACCAAGGCAUUGGAGCGGCAAAAGGCGCAUCAGUUACGUGAGUGUGAGGCUUUGGUGCACAGUUUGAGUGAGCAGCGCACUAAUCAGGAAGACCUAGAUCAACAGUCACUCACGCUACUUGAGAAGCACAAGGACCUAACCCAGCGGCUGUUCGCAUUAUUUCACGCUCUGGAAUUCCAAGCCCCGGUGCGCUCCGUUGCUGAAGAGCAGAUGGCGGAAAACCUUCAGCGCCAGGCUGCGGAUCUGAAGAAGACCAAGCAGUUACUGGACAUGGUACGUCAAAAGUCCGACUACCACAAGGCGGGGAUGUCUCAGAAAGCACCAGAGCUCAAUGAGGACCAUCAGAAAACUAUUCGAUCUCUGCUAAAACAGGACACGGAUGAUAUUGAGCAGCUGGUCAGCUCGGUCAAGUCGUUGCAGCUGCAAGUCUCAUGACAGACAGGCAAAGUGCGUUCUGCGUUCCACGUUAUACAGUAUGCCGUGCAUACACGCAUGUGCGUACCUCUCUUGCUAAGCGUUGCUGUCAUCUUCCUGCUUCAUUUGUCAUCCUCUUCUAGGAUUGUUCUCUUCUGAAAAGCUGGCUUUGCCUCGACGUUGCUUUUGCGGCGUGUGCUCUUUUCAGAUCAUUCACAUCAUUCAAUGUUUGUUUUUUAUCAACCUCCUCAUGCAAUGUCAUGUUUUAUGUGCCGUAUGCACAGUGCUAGUGGUGCACAGUGGUGCACAGCGGUGCACAGUGGUAUACUGGUACUUGUCAGCAGUGUUUCCGUACUCCUACUUCAUGUAGCAGCAGUCAAUCCUGUAUUUGCUGUGGUGCCCAUGGCGACCUACACUGACUAUGUGCACUAAAGCCGGUAAAGGCACUACGUCAUGUACAUGUACAUGUACUACACAUGAAUUGCAUCGAGACUACAGUAUUCGAGAGUUCAUGAAAAUCAAAGUACAGAGUACAUGACUGUGUAUGUUCUUUCCAUAGA
Molecule: messenger RNA, 3061 nt
Organism: Sycon ciliatum
Lineage: Eukaryota; Metazoa; Porifera; Calcarea; Leucosolenida; Sycettidae
Product: nucleoporin 88-like
Exons: 17
Coding region: 306-2522 (738 amino acids)
Biological process (GO): ribosomal small subunit export from nucleus; protein import into nucleus; ribosomal large subunit export from nucleus
Cellular component (GO): nuclear pore
Molecular function (GO): structural constituent of nuclear pore; protein binding
Source: RefSeq, a predicted model, not a curated record